AUGGCUUCUCCACACCCCCACUUCGUCGUGUCGUGUCCUCCUGAUAUGGCCGCCUUGCACAGCUUCCCCAAUGGCCGUGUCAUCUUUGAGCAUAUCUCCGUCAUCUUCACGCUGCCCAAGCUCUCCAUUGUCUCCUUCACGCUCAUGCUACCCUUCUUCCCCACAGGCUCCUUCGAGAUUCUGGUGCCCCACACAUUGGAAACCACCAGCAUUGUUGAGGAAUGCAGGGUUCCUGGUUUGGUUGCUAAAAUGGUUGGUCACAGAAGCUUAAUACUGCCAGUCAGGCUAGAGCUGUGGCGUGAUCAACAUAUCAAGUAUUUGACAAAACGGUUGAGGCAUCUCGGGGCAAACUUUCAUGUGCUUGAUGCCAAUCGGCCUUGGCUGUGCUACUGGAUGGUUCAUCCACUUGCUUUGUUGGACGAAGUACUUGACGAUGAUCUCAAAGAUGAUAUUGUGGACUUCUUGCUCGAUUGUCGGUUUGAGCAUGGUAGAUAUGGUGGUGGACCUGGACAGCCGCCUCAUCUUGCUACAACAUAUGUUGCAGUAAAUACACUUGUGACUAUAGGGAGUAAAAGAGCACUAUCGUCGGUAAAUAUGAACAACCUGCACAAGUUUUUGCUUUGGGUGAAAGAUACAUCAGGUGCUUUUAGAAUGCAUGAAGGUGGUGAAAUUGAUGUCCAUGCUUGCUAUACUGCAGUAUCUGUUGCCAACCUUGUGAACAUUCUCGAUGACGAACACGCAAAAGGGGUUGAGGAUUACAUAGCUAGGUGUCAAACUUAUGAAGGUGGUAUUGUAGGGGAACCUUAUGCUGAAGUUCAUGGUGGGUACAUCUUUUGCAGGUUGGCUGCAUUGAUCCUGCUUAAUGAGACAUAGAAACUCGAUUUGCCUAGCUUAAUAGACUAUGUGGCUUUUGGCCAAGGGGUGGAAUGUGGAUUUCAAGGGCGAACCAAUAAAUUGGUUGAUGGUUGCUACUCCUUUUGGCAGGGAGCUAUUGUUGCUUUAUCACAAAAGCUGAUAAAGAUUGUCGAUGAACAAUUUAACUCAUCAUGUUCCAGGAAAAGAUCGUCAGGCGAGGAUGCUUGUGGCAACAGUUCAUCGAGGAAGCCCUAA
Messenger RNA from Phragmites australis (common reed), 1110 nucleotides. Its product is annotated as protein farnesyltransferase subunit beta-like. Gene Ontology annotation, molecular function: protein farnesyltransferase activity. The record is from RefSeq and is a predicted model, not a curated record. NCBI's taxonomy places the organism in Eukaryota, Viridiplantae, Streptophyta, Magnoliopsida, Poales, Poaceae. Gene Ontology annotation, biological process: protein farnesylation. Gene Ontology annotation, cellular component: protein farnesyltransferase complex.